Aspergillus costaricaensis CBS 115574 is the source of this 2427-nucleotide messenger RNA. Its product is annotated as putative nuclear RNA binding protein. Bases 232 to 2427 code for a protein of 731 amino acids. NCBI's taxonomy places the organism in Eukaryota, Fungi, Ascomycota, Eurotiomycetes, Eurotiales, Aspergillaceae. The transcript has 2 exons. The record is from RefSeq and is a predicted model, not a curated record.
CUUACGAGUCUAUCCCAGACUUGUUGCCGACCACCCGGGCCACAUCUACCAGCUGAACGACCGACCCAUCAUUGCCAUCUUCCCCACUCCGGCUUCCCCGUCUGUUCGCUUCCCUGUUGCUGUCUCCAUCGCUCGGUCUCUUUAUUUAUCCAUUGUCUCGCGCUUUCUCUGGUGUCCAAUGACCUAUCCUUCUAUACUUAUCCGUCGAAGUGGAACGUUGUGACUGACGGGAUGACGGAUCGUGAGGCUGCGACCGAGUUGGCCUCGGAUCCCGGAUGCACCAGCACAACCAUGGACCUCGACCCUCUAGACACCGACCGUCAGCUCGAACAGACCUUGCAGUCCAUUUGCGCUGACCAUGCGGCCCGCGAAUCCCGGACUCGCAAGCACGCGCGCAAUGUCAGCGAAUCCAGCCUCGAGUCCGGCUACAGCACCGAUGAGUCGGGUCGUUUCGAUGAUGCAGAGGAGCUGGACCAGCCUCCUGCCCGGAGCAGAUCGCCAUCCGCUCACUCGGCCAAACGACGGCGCUCAAAUGAUUGGCCGCUGCAGCAGCGAGAUGAUGCUCAGGCUACCGAUAGUGAAGCCCCAGCGCCGAAGGAGAAUCCAAGCGGCGGCAAUACGACUGCGACUACUACGACUACCACCACUACGGGAUAUCGCAGACCAUUUCACUCUGCGAACAGCAGGAGCAAUGGCUCCCCACGGACAUCGAGGCAUAUGCGUCAGGCUGGUCCGUCCGCUCGUGGGCGACGUUCGCGGUUUGUAGAGGGAAGCAUGAACGACAGCGUGAGCGAGAAACCGCCGAGCAUCUUCAUGCGCGAUGACGUACGCAACAACAGCAACGGCCAGCGGCCCUCGGGAAUCUUCCGCUUUGGAAAGGCAAUUGCAUCAGCGUUCAACCCAUUCGGCGCCUGGGGAUCAAAGGCCGGACCGGCCGACGGAGGUGCCAAACAGCCGGGUGACCCUUUGAGUCAGGCGGAGAGGGCAUAUGCGGAGCUGAAGAAGUCUGGCUACAAGGGGACCGUCAAGGGAAGCUACUUACAAAAUCUGAAUGCAGAGUCCAACACGCCCCAGCGGUCGUGGAACCCGAUUCCCGAGCAGUUGGAAUAUAGGCCCGUUGGAGUUCAUUCGCGCCAGAAUUCGGGCGAGCUCACAGAAUCAGGCAACUCCCUUCGGUCAUCGAUCCAAGAAUUACGAAAAGCUAAAUCGUCCUUGGGCAUACCCUUGGUGAGACGACAAGAUUCAAACAAAUUCCCGGAAGAGCUGGAGGGAUCCGCAGUGCGACGGCAAAAGUCGCGCAAGGAACUUCAACGGCAAGCCAAGCUGAUGAAGCGAGUCAGUGAUCUAGAGAUCAAGCUGGAGCGGGCCCGACGAGAAUUGCGCGAACUGGUGGGUGAGGAGCAGGAGGUGCUGGCACCAAUGCCCUUACCAGAGAUUCCCUACCCUCGGAAAUUUGUCCCCGGGGCGCUUCCCUCGCUUCCUUCAGAGCGGCUGCUGUAUCAAGCCGCAGCAACAGUCUCGCCUACGUCCCCAAGGAAUGCGUCAGCCCCCGUGUCAUCCUUGACAAACCCGCCCAGCAGCGGUCCGCACGAACUCGCCGGGACACCACAUCUCACUCCGAGGACCCCUAAGGAGCGUCAAGGACGAAGCUCCCUAAGCGCAGACAGUCCAUCCCUGAAACGAAAAUCCCCAGACCCAGAGUCUCUAAAGACAUCUCAACAGAAAGACUCAAAGCACUCCACAACACCAGGCACCGACAAGCCCUCGGAAUCCGAGGAAGCCACAACCCCUCGCCGCACCAAGCUCCCCAAAAUGCUCACCAGCGACAGCCCCGGCUCCGUCGAGCGCAAGCAAUCCAAAGACAUAUCAGCCACCGUCUACUCCUCCGGCGAAGAGCGCGGUCGACGUCGUUCCCAACCCCUCCGAUCCGCAAGCACCCGCUCUCCCUCGGCGCGCCGACGAGCCUCCAACUCGCGCAACCGGGUCCAGCCCAGCCUCCGCAUGAAAAAGGCCCGCUCUGACCUCCGUUCCGCAAGUGCUAGCGAACCACCCCAAGACGACAAAGAGAAUCAUGACUACCACCACCAAAGUGACUCGAUCCCUACCCCUCAGGACGAUACCUCCCAGGGAGUGAUCGAACCAGAAAUGAAGAACGAGAUCGUCGAGAGCUGCCCCCACUCUUCUUCUUCUUCCUCUCCUUCUGCAUCCCCGAGUAAAAAGAAGCAAGCCCGUUAUGAAUAUAUCCCUCCGGUGCCGCCCCUCCCGAAAGAUCUCUCUGCUACGGCCGCUAAGGUCGAUAGACGCAUCGCCAAGGAGAUGGGGAAGAAGCGCGAGGCGCGGGAUAAGGCUCGGGCGUUGGCGGGAGGGAUGAUGACGGAGGAGGGAGAAAAUAGGGGGAGUUUUCAGUGGCCGGAGGAUUUUUUCUGA